AAACACACAACCAUUGAAUCCUUUAGAAAGAUGUUUCCUUUAAUUGUGGUAAUUAUGUCAUUAUUAGCCAUCAACUCAGAUAAAGCUUGUGCUGGAGAUCCAGAUAUGCUCCAGGAUAUUUGUGUUGCUGAUCUCACCUCAACAUUGAAGGUGAAUGGAUUUCCAUGCAAGAAGACGUCCACCGCGGCUGAUUUCUCUUCAAUGGCCCUUUCAAAGCCAGGAGUCAUUACCAGCACAUAUGGUUCCGUGGUCACUGGAGCAAAUGUUCUAACUAUCCCUGGCCUUAACACCCUCGGUGUGUCCAUGGCUCGUGUCGACUAUGCUCCUGGUGGUAUUAACCCACCCCACGUCCACCCACGAGCCACUGAGAUGAUCUUUGUUUUAUAUGGUACAUUGGAUGUUGGUUUCAUUACAACAGACAAUGUUUUGUUCUCUAAGCGCAUUAUACAAGGAGAAGUGUUUGUUUUUCCUAGAGGACUUGUUCAUUUCCAAAAGAACAAUGGGAAAUAUCCAGCAGCUGUUAUUGCUGCCUUAAAUAGUCAAUUACCUGGUGCACAAUCUAUUGCGACAACGUUGUUUGCAGCUACACCACCUGUCACUAAUGAUGUUUUGGCUCAAACAUUCCGGAUUACCUCUCCUGAAGCUCAACUGAUUAAAGCAAAAUUUGCCACUAAUUAA
This is a messenger RNA of Solanum verrucosum, 678 nucleotides long. RefSeq names its product nectarin-1-like. Gene Ontology annotation, biological process: plasmodesmata-mediated intercellular transport; regulation of root development. Gene Ontology annotation, molecular function: manganese ion binding. The record is from RefSeq and is a predicted model, not a curated record. Lineage: Eukaryota; Viridiplantae; Streptophyta; Magnoliopsida; Solanales; Solanaceae. Gene Ontology annotation, cellular component: cell wall; plasmodesma. The transcript is spliced from 2 exons. The annotation marks the transcript as partial.